Messenger RNA from Rhipicephalus sanguineus (brown dog tick), 2494 nucleotides. RefSeq lists its product as uncharacterized. The transcript has 3 exons. Gene Ontology annotation, molecular function: neuropeptide receptor activity. Gene Ontology annotation, biological process: neuropeptide signaling pathway. The record is from RefSeq and is a predicted model, not a curated record. Bases 1 to 951 code for a protein of 316 amino acids. NCBI's taxonomy places the organism in Eukaryota, Metazoa, Arthropoda, Arachnida, Ixodida, Ixodidae. Gene Ontology annotation, cellular component: membrane.
AUGCACGUAGACACCCUUGAAGAAACCGCUGAGGGUGAACACGACUUGGAUAAGGAAGCUCAGGGCAGGACCACGGACUGUCUAGGACCGGGAGCUGCCGACGUGGCUCUUUCACAAGCGAUGCUCCUCGAGAUCUUCGAAUAUGAUCAAGAUGAUGAUCGCUUGUGUGGCCGCGUUCCUCCUCUGCUGGCUCCCACUGAACCUGUUCAUCGUCGUGUCGGAGCAGUACCCAUCCAUCUACGACGUGAGCGGCAUCGGCUACAUGUGGUUCGUCUGCCACUGGCUGGCCAUGAGCCACGCCUGCUACAACCCGCUCAUCUACUUCUGGAUGAACGCAAAGUUCCGGGCGGGUCUGCAGGCGCUGUUCCGCUGCCUGCCUGCCACGCGUCGGCGCUCCUCGUGCUUCGUGUCCACCUGCAACGUCAAGAAAGCGGCCGCUACCAACAGCAACGCCAUCUGACUCAGCGCCCAAGGCACCGAAUGCGCCGCGAUGCCUGUCUCUGUGUCCCAUUGCAGAUGAUCAAGAUGAUGAUCACGGUGGUGACGGUCUUCAUGCUCAGUUGGCUGCCCCUGAACACCUACAUUUUGCUGUCGGAUCUGGACCCGGGCGUGAACAACUACGAACACAUCCGCUACGUCUACUUCGUCAUCCACUGGCUGGCCAUGAGCCACGCUUCGUACAACCCGCUCAUCUACUGCUGGAUGAAUGCCAAGUUCCGCGAAGGCUUCUGCCAGCUGUUCCGGCGCUCGAAGCUCUGCUGGCCUGCGCGGCUGCGCCACCAGCGCCCGCUGCGCAAGGAGUCCGCCGCCGAGGUGGCCGCUCUGCGCCGCUGCAAUACGUACACCACGUACGUGAGCGUGCGCGCCGUGCCGGGAUCCAGCUAUCGCUUCACCAAGGAUGCCGCGCAAACAAACGGCAAGCCGAAGCGCUACGAGGACUCCAGGGUUUAAUCGCCUCGCUCUCGAGAGCUCCGAGGGAACCACUGUGAAACCAAUAUUGCUGCUGUUUGGUCAGUAUGGAAUGUCUCGUGGCAGUUCCUGGUGCUGACACGUUCUCCGAAGGGUUCACUUCGCCGACUCUCUUUUUGGCAGCAGUGAUUCGUGCCGUGAUCCUCGUCAAGAAAACAAGCGCGUAUAACUGCAGAAGCUAGGCGACACAGUGCUAACAGUGUGCAAGGUCGUGCGGUACCACUCUCGUGACUGUAAACGACACACGAACCUCUGUGCUUCAAACGGCUGAUGGCGUGUCUCAUUGGCUACGUGUUCCUGAAGAUACGCGGAGCCAAAAGCAGUGGUCGAGGACUUUUGUUGAUAUGUGCCAAAGAUCCGCAGUGACACUGUCAACAUCCAGGUUGCGAGCGGCGAAAACAUACGCCGCCACAGCUCGGUCAUAUCGGCACAAAAUAAGCCGCGCACUCUGUUUCUCGCGCGGUCUUGUUGGCUUUGCCGUUGUUGUGGUUGAACAUGAACAACGUUGUCAGCAGGACAAAAAGAUAACCCAUGGGUCAACAUUAAUAUGUUCUUGUAACUUCUGUGCACGAUUAGCCGCGAAAUAAUGUCGCUAAUUCGCCACUGAUGUAAUACGAGUUCAUUGGAAAAGUAUUGCACAGAUAUUCAACGUGGAUCGCGAGGACAUGUCGUAGGGCAUCAGCGUGGCCUAGCGGUACUGGUAAGUUUUGUGCACGUCCGUUUGUGGUCGAAGAAUUUCCUUCAUUUAGGCAUGCAGGCUUCUAGGAGACUAAAGAAAAAAUAAAUAAAUUCUGAAGUUUCAUGUGCCAAACCACGAUAUCAUUAUUAGGCGCGCUGUAGGGGAAGAUUCCGGAUUACUUUAGUGUACUUGAGGUUCCUUGAAGUGCACCCCAAUCUAUGUACGCGCAUGAUUGCUUCUUCAUUCCCACCGCUAUCGAAAUGCAGGAGCCAGUAAUCGACACCGUGAUCUCGUGCUUCGCUGUGUAAUGUCGCAGCCGCUAAGCCACCUCGGUGGAUACUUCUGCUCAGACGGCUGAUAACUCCAUACACUGAUGAACGUGAUAGCACAGCAAAUGAUGUGCUUUUAUACGAACACAUGCGUUCAUGCUCGGAAGAGAAUCAGAUUUCGUGUGCUAUUCUUUGCUUGAUUCUACUUUAAUACGUUAAAAAAGCAGAGAUCGAGACAGCCAGAAAGCAGUAUAUAAAAGAGCGAUUAAUAUUAGCAAGUUUAUUCACGCGAUUCUAUUUGUGUUGUUAGGCGCAGUCAGAACGCAAUUUAGAAAGUAACGGCAAAUUCUCGUAACUGACAGAAGUAAAGUAUUACACAGCAUUGGACCUUUCGGAACUUUCUUACAGAAAAAAAAAAAAAGAAGAAAGUGAAGACCGUCUAAUACGAUUAUGCAUUUCCCGAUACCCCUUUUAGGUAAUAACACCUUUCUAAAAUGCAUAAACUUCGUAUGUAGAUCGCGUGAUAUAACGGUGAUGUAUCGCGCAAUAUUGGGACCACGUUCCGCGACGUGCAUAA